Molecule: messenger RNA, 510 nt
Organism: Anisakis simplex (herring worm)
Lineage: Eukaryota; Metazoa; Nematoda; Chromadorea; Rhabditida; Anisakidae
Source: the annotation of a GenBank genome assembly
AUGAUACUAAACCUUGAGAAUGUUCGUGCAUCCGGAAGCCCUUUGAGAAAUACGCUUUGCUUAGUGGGAUGGUUUGUGCUUAUUUGUAAUCUAGCCAUAUUGGCGUUAAUCGUCUAUAUUGAUCAUGGUUUCGUUCGAUUCGCUACCAAUUAUUCACUAAUUUCGCUGUUGAGUUUGAUCGCAAUUAUCUGCACGAUAUUUGCAUUGAAAGAUCAAAAUGCCGCCAUGCUUUACCCAAUGCUUGUGUCUCUAGAUCGCGUGCCACUUCCUCUGAAUCUACUCUUAUUGGGUUUGGCUAUCGAGAAGACGUUUGAAUUCGUUUUAUUCCGUCGUUUGAUGAAAAUGUUCGAGCAGCAAAAUUACAUCGAUCAAUUUUCGCAGACCAUCAACAAAGCCACCUUGAAUUCGGCUAAUGAUACAGAUGACGAGAUAGUAGUUUUCGAGAAGGUUGCAAAGAACGGUGGUCAGUCGGCGAUAUAUGAUUACGGUACACAACGACCGUCAGCAUGA